UUUAGGAAAGGUUGGGUCACCUGCAGAACAAUAGGGUGGGACAGGUCGUUCAGGUUUUUAAGAACUAAACUAUCGCUUUAUUCUCUGCAAAACUUUAUGAGAUUAAGUGAUUGUGCAUGUUUCCUCAUUUAUGUUCUGGUCUCAGGAUGAAUUCAAAGCAUUUUUGAAAGCUGCUGGAUGCAAGCUUGCAGUGGUUGAAUUUUCAGCAAAAUGGUGUGGUCCUUGUAAAAAGAUUUGUCCUCUUGUACAGGCAAUGUCUCUGCAAUACCAAAAUGUAAUGUUUGCUAAUGUGGAUGUGGACUAUUCUCAGGAGUUGGCUCAGACUUACCACAUUAAAGCAAUACCCACAUUUCAGAUGUUCAAGCAAGCCCAUAAGAAAUGAAAAUUCAUCAUCUGCUUUCCACGAUGGAUUCCAUCCACCACCGCUUGGUUGAAUUCCCUCCCUUCUGCAUCAGGCCUCCAUCCACAGUUACCCUCUUUGAGACCUGGUACUAUUUUUGCCACCACUGCCAUUUGGUUCUCUGAUUUUCCUCCAGGGAACCACACUUUUUCCCAUUCUUAGUCCAUGUUCUUCCUUAGAGUUCCAUCUCCAAGCCUAGACCAGUCAGUGAACUCCAUCCACAUUAGGAAAGGGCCCUUGAUUCCAGUUGAGCCAGUCCAACCCCAACCAGAGCUAAUUCUAGGACUUUGCUCCUGCGGCUAGGUUAAAAUUUUCUCUUUUAAUUUCACUGGAUUCGAACUUGGAAAGAUAGGAGGCUAAAGGUGCUACAGCUAGCUUGUCACCAUGAGAACCUGAAAAUGAAGCCAACAUACAGAGGAAAGCAAUCAAGAUAGGAGGUACCAAUGGCAUUGCUUGAGCCCUGACUCUAUGCCUGAAGCCUGAACUGCCCCCGUAGAUUCUUCAGUGAUGUAAACUUUCCAUUGCUCUUUCUGUCACCUGCAACCAAAACAUUUCUAAUGAAUAUAUCUGAUGUCCUGUCAGACUCCUUUCCUUAACUUUAUGGUUUAAUUCUUGAAAUAGUAAAACAUAUUUAUUGCUUCCAAUUCUCAUUUUCUACUCAUUUCUCAUCUACUCUCUUGAAAGUCACCAAGGACCUUCCAGCGCUGAAUUUAAAUAGCCAUUUCUUCAGCCUUGUAUACCUUGAUUACACCAUUAACUAAACGACUUUAAAAGCACCAUUAGCUAAACAACUUUUGUAUGCUGGAAGCUUCCUCCUCUUUGGACUUCUAGCCCUAAUUCCUUCCCAAGCUCUCCUCUAUCUUCUUUGUUUCUACCGUCCUAAAAAUAAGUGUUUACCAAGGUUUCGUUCCAUCUUUUUCCCAUUCUACCUCUUCUCUUUUAGUAAUUUCAUCCCUGCCUCUAGGUUUGGCUGUAAAUGCUGUUACCUCAAACAAUUGCAGUAGUGCUCCUCUGUACCCCCAGGUUCACACCGGACCACCACUCCCUUUUCCAAACAGAUCCUUGCACAGCUCCACAUAUGUCAUUCCUUUAUUUAAAAUCUGAUGUUCCUCCCCCUCCAUGGCUUGCAGAAUCAAGACUAAACCCUUGUAUUCAAGCAACAUAAAUGUCUCCAUAAUGACGACCCAGUCUGCUUCUCCAAGCCCAUUUCUAUUUGACUCUGAUCUUGACUUGGUAUAUUUGUCUCAGACUAUUCCAAGCACUUGGAGGAGUUCAUGUCUGAUUUGAAUCCCCAGUAUCUAGAAGAUCCUUCCUAAAUAGAAAAAUACUCGUUUUUGUGUUUGAUUAAAGAGUGAACAAAUGAAUGAAUGCUGCUGUCAUUUCCCUGCAGCCCAUUGCCAGCUCUGCCUCCCUUCCUGAUUCUGUUCUCAUACUGAUCCGACUCAGGGAAAGUUGUCUCCAGCUUAGAACAACUUUCUGGUUUCACGCCUUCUGCAGAUAAUAUUGCUUGAGGGCUGAUGCCACUCAACAAUUUGUUCUCCAUUUAUGAAACAAAACUUUGGGUUCUCAGUUGCUUAUGUGUCUAGGCUCUUGAGAAAAUCCACAGUUACGCUUCUGAGGAAAGGUUUGGCCCUGCUUUACCAGAGGUG
This is a messenger RNA of Manis javanica (Malayan pangolin), 2049 nucleotides long. The record is from RefSeq and is a predicted model, not a curated record. NCBI's taxonomy places the organism in Eukaryota, Metazoa, Chordata, Mammalia, Pholidota, Manidae.